Molecule: messenger RNA, 3224 nt
Organism: Cottoperca gobio
Lineage: Eukaryota; Metazoa; Chordata; Actinopteri; Perciformes; Bovichtidae
Gene: fibinb
Product: fin bud initiation factor b
Exons: 1
Coding region: 416-1039 (207 amino acids)
Source: RefSeq, a predicted model, not a curated record
AAAAACCCAAGCGGGGCACUUGAGACAUCCAGAUGUUGCGUUUGAGGCACCAAGUGAAGUCGGGAGCAGGCUACAACUGUUUCCACGCUGAAACAAACUUUCAUACAUUGCUUUUCCUGUUCACCAGCAGUGAUGGAAGCUGGCAGCCUCGAUUAAAGGAGGAGAAGUGAGCCUGAUAAAACAUUUUCACGCCACUUUUAUUUGUUUGGACAAAAAGGAUAUUGAUGAGGUCGUGAAAGCUACAACAAAGCCUCAAUUUAACUGCGCAGUUUGGACGUUUAAACCUGGUUGAAAUGUGUGUGUUUCAACGCCGGGUUGGAGUUAAAUAGUCCAUCAGGCUGACACUGUCGCUGAAAUAUCAUUUAAAGCUCUUAAUAUUAUCUAUUUCUGAGUGUGUUUGGGACAAGUGGGCAUCAUGGUUUUUGUUCACUUGCUCCUGUGUGCCGGCGUGUUAUCAAUGCCGCUGUGUGGAGGCUUUUUCACUGGACCGUUACAACCGGAGAUGUCUAACGGCACUUUUCAUCAUUAUUUCGUGCCGGACGGAGACUACGAGGACAACGACGACCCGGAGAAAUGCCAAGUGCUUUUCAAAAUGACCGACGAGCGAAAGUGUGGUCUCGACGAGGACCAGGACUCCGUCAUACGGGAUGAUUUCACCAUCAUCAAGAGGCAGAUUGAGGACUCGGCCAGGGUCCUGGAAGGGGUCGGGAAAAGCAUCUCGUACGACCUGGACGGAGAGGACAGCUACGGGAAGUACUUGAGGAGGGAGACGGCUCAGAUAAGCGAGGCGUUUACAAACUCGGAGAAAUCUCUGCUGGAGCUGGAGGUAAAAUUCAAGCAGAGCCAGGAGAGUGAGCUGAAGGAGGAGCACCGGCUCAACGACGACUUUCUGAACAUGAUAGUGCACACACGGGACGUCCUGAAGGACACGGUGGACAUUUCUCUGGGACUAAAGGACAAGCACGAGCUCCUGUCUCUGAUCAUCCGCAGCCACGGCACGAGGCUGAGCAGACUGAAGAACGAAUACAUGAAGUUCUGAGAAAAAGUAGUUCCUACAGUUCAUUGCAUUACUAUUUUUGUGUGACGCAGGAGUGAAAACACGAGCAAUCAUAUCAGGGAUAACAACCAAGCUUAAAGGGCCAGUUCACCUGAAUUACAAAAACAAAACAUAUUUUCUCAUUUAACUCUAGAGCAGUUGUUCCCAACUUGGUUUACUCCAAGGGAUCAACACAUAGGCUAUAUAUAUAUUUAGGUCACAAGAUGGUUAAUGGGAUAGAAAAAAAGGCACACUGCCUCACUUUAAAGGGUCACAGACAAAAUAGUUUGGGAUCGACUGCUCUAGAGGUAGACUAUGUAGCAAUGCAGACAGUGUUGGUUGAAAUUGUCCAGGUUAUAUAUGGAUUACCAAAUGGGCAAAGAAGGCAACUGCCCCAAGGCCCCAGACACACAGAGGCCCCAAAAGCCGUCCCAUAUUUACUGUGUGUCAGUUGUGUUUUGGUAAUUUAAAAAAUACAAUGCAAUGUUGCACAUUUACACUACUAAAGAAGAAUGUCAACUAUGAUUGGUUCUGCAAUAUUACCUGAUCUCAUGGCCCUGUUUUGUAGAGGCGCCAUGAUACCCUAAUUAUUUCUGUUUAUAUUGUGAUAUUUCCUAAAUAAAGUUUUGCUUCAAAAAAUUAAAAUGUAACAUUGUGAGAGAAACAGUGUUACAAUAUGCAUUCAUGGCAGAAAUCUCUUUGAGGGAUAGGCUUGUAUAUAAAAAGAAAACUGGGUAUAUAAACCAAAACUAUCUCCAUUGCUAGGAACCGCUAGUGUUAAGUAAGAACAUGUAACAUAAAACAUUUCUAAAGGACUGUAUUGUAUCUCACACCGAAAAUCUUACUUAAAAAAAGGCAAUGUGGAGCGGGCAAUAUGGACAUUACCCUCUUUCACAGUAUAAGGCAUUUAUAUAAAAAUAUUGCGAUAGAUUUUCUAGACAAAGCCAAUUGAGAAAUUGUUAAAGGAUAAAAUAACCAGAAAGGAAUUAAUGUUUUUGGCUGACCCAACAAACUAAUUACCUAACAAAUCAGUAAUUUAUCAUACUGAUGCAAAAGAUCAAUGAUUUCCAAUGCACCCAGAGUAUUAAAGAGCUACCAAGGUAUAAACAGAAAGUCAAAAUCUCUAGACAAAAAUAUAUAUCAUCUGACUGUGUAAAUUGUCAUAUUGCUCACUCCUAGAGACCAUUGCAAUGUUCAUUAGAAACCAUAAUAACACACAAUAGUAGUUCAAAUUACAGUAAUAUUUUCCAAAAAAUAAUGUAUGGCCUUAAUGUUAGUUGAACAUUAUCCGUCCACCUCUUUUCUUGGUAUAUAGUCAUUUAUGGUAAGUGCAUUGAAUUGAUCUGUAAACAGUCACGUUUGUGCGUAUGUAUGUAAGUGUGGGUGUAUGUGUAUGUGUAAAACAAUGGCUUUGAAAAUGAGUCAGCCAAUCAAAAAAAGUGAGAAUGGGAACUACCGGUAUCAGCUUUCAAAACACCAGUACUGUAGUCAGAUGAAGGUUUUUUUGAGACUCAUUCUGUCCUCUGUGACAAAAAAAAACUUGAGUGAGGGGUGAGUUUUGGAGAGAUUGUGUUCAUAUUCUCUAGUAAAUGAUAUGCGUUUUGUUUUUUUUACCCAAAAGUUAAAGAUAAAUGAGUUUUGGAUAACUCUUCACAUAGCAGUAAAGCAGGGGUGGACCUCAUGUACUGUAGUAGCCUGGUUAAAGGCUUCAAACAUGAGCGGCCGUUAUUGUUGCUCUUCUCUGACACUCCAGAUGAAUGUUUCUCAGAAUGUCGAAGAAUGUUUACAUAUGGACACCUACGUUUUGCUUUAUAGGCUAGCAGACUUUGCACAAUUCUUUAACUGUUCCUGUGCUAAAGGUUGUGACAUGGUUGAAAAUGCCUUUACUGUGCUGUUCUGCACAGGCAGUAUAAUCCUGGAAAAUGUACAGUGUAUUAUUAGAAGUAAGUCAAUACUGUGAGUGCUAUCUUUAUUACAAAACGCCUUAAUGUGUAUUCAUUGUUUAUAUAAAGUUUUGAAAUAGAGCUGCAUAUAGAUAUACCUUUUUUAAGAUAUGUGGUGAGAUGUAAUACAUUAAUAAAUAAGACUGCAGGCAGCACUCGUGGACUUCAAUGUUAAACACUAAUCUGUGUGACAAUAUUCUGAACGGAUUAUGUUGUGUUUUCUUAAAUAAAGAGUUUGUGUUUGA